Messenger RNA from Electrophorus electricus (electric eel), 2255 nucleotides. It is a transcript of the gene cfap52, whose product is annotated as cilia and flagella associated protein 52. Gene Ontology annotation, molecular function: protein binding. Lineage: Eukaryota; Metazoa; Chordata; Actinopteri; Gymnotiformes; Gymnotidae. The record is from RefSeq and is a predicted model, not a curated record.
AAUGGCGCUGUUACUUAGUAACCGGCAGGUUUUUGAGUGACCGGAAGGGAACCAGGUUUAUCAUCGCUUGUUUUUUUGCCGUGAAUUUAGAUUUGUCGGAUGUCAUGGCGGGAAACGCACAGGAAGUGCCGAAGGUUGAGCUGGAAGCCGUUAUCGGUUUCAACGGGCGUGUAUUCUCGGGACUGCGAGCUCAUCCCGACAGAGAACAUCUCAUCUACCCGCUGGGCUGCACGCUGAUCAUCAAACACCUGACCAGCGGCCGGCAGGGAUUCCUUCACGGACACACUAACAACAUUUCAUGCGUGGCCGUGUCCAAAAGUGGACAUUACGUCGGGUCUGGACAGGUUAACUACAUGGGUUUUAAGGCUGAUGUUAUAAUCUGGGAUUAUGCACGAAGGGAAAUCUACGCCCGCUUAAUCCUCCAUAAAGCAAAGGUGGAGGCACUGGCCUUCUCUCCAAAUGACAAGUACCUGGUGACCCUGGGUGGCCAGGAUGACGGCAGUAUAGUCGUGUGGAACAUUGAGAAGAAGGAGGCGAUCUGUGGAAGCCCCGCAUCUGCACACAGCGCCGGACACUGCCUUGCUGUGGGCUACACCAACCAUAGUGACCACGUCUUCGUCUCAGCUGGGAAUGGUACGCUCCGCGUGUGGGAGCUGGAUCUGCCCAACAGGAAGAUCCGACCCACGGAGUGCCAGACAGGACAGCUAAAGAGGGUCAUGAAGUGCAUAGAGAUCCCGGAGGACGAUGGUUUCUUCUACUGUGGGACCACCAGUGGAGACAUCCUGAAAGUGAACAUGAAGACCAGGCUUCUGACCUGCUGUGGGCCUGCCAAGCAGAAGUUCAGCCAGGGUGUGAACGCUCUCAAAAUGCUGAAGACGGGUGAUUUGUUGGUGGGUACAGGAGACGGCACCUUCAGCCUCUGCUCCGGGGCCAACUUCAAAACCAUCAGGCGGGUGGAGCUGGAGGGGGGUGUGACAUCGCUGGCUCUGCGGGGUGAGGGCCAGCAGGUGUUUGUCGGCACGGACGCUGCGCAGAUCUACCGCUUCGGCUACACCGACUUCAAACCAGAGCUCAUCGCCACCAACCACAGCAGCGCAGUGCAUGAUGUGGCCUUCCCUGCUGGAAGUUCGGAGCUGUUUGCCACCUGCUCUCAGGAUGACAUCCGGGUUUGGCACACUGAUUCCAGUAAGGAGCUGUUGAGAAUACGGGUUCCCAACAUGACGUGCAACGCCCUAGGCUUCACCUCGGACGGCAGGCACAUCUUCAGCGCCUGGAAUGAUGGGAAAAUCCGUGUGUUCACCCCCGAGAGCGGACGGCUGGCGUUGGUUAUCCACAAUGCCCACAGCAUGGGGGUGACGGCCAUCGCGGGCACCAGGGACAGCUCACGUCUUGUCAGCGGAGGGGGGGAAGGACAGGUUCGGCUCUGGGAGAUCUUGCACGGCUCCCACAAGCUGGUCACCAGUAUGAAGGAGCACAAAGCGUCUGUCAAUGCCAUCCAGAUCAAAAGCAACGACCAGGAGUGUGUGACCGCCAGCUCUGAUGGAGCCUGCAUAAUCUGGGACCUUGUGCGGUUUAUAAGGAAUCAGAUGGUUUUGGCUAACACGCUGUUCCGAACAGUGUGCUACCAUCCUGAAGAGUACCAGAUCAUCACCAGUGGCACAGACAGAAAGAUUGGCUACUGGGAGGUGUACGACGGUUCGGCCAUACGCGAACUGGAGGCGUCCCUGUCAGGGGCAGUUAACGCCAUGUGCCUCACCCAGGACGGGGGUCACUUUGUGAGCGGUGGAGACGACAAGCUCCUGAAGGUGUGGAGCUACUCCGACGGUGAGGUCACACACGUGGGCGUCGGCCACAGCGGCAACAUCACCAGCGUUCGGAUCUGCCCCAACGACAGGAACAUCGUGAGCACCAGCGAAGAUGGCGCUAUCCUGAGGUGGAGAUUCCCCCACCCCUCAUAGAGCUCCACCCGAACUCUCCCACCACCUGGCCUGUUUUGACCGCACCCCGGACUGGGCCACGGCCACACAAUUACAAACAAACAAAUUAUGGAUUAAAGCUGACAUUCUUUUGCUCACUGAAUGAUUUUUUUUUUUGCUUGAGAGAAUGAUAAAAAUAACAUUAUCUUCAGGUCUUACAAAAACAGAUAAAGAUACAGUACGAGACCCAAAUACUGAUUCUCAAAUCCUGCCAGACCGCUAGACUGCAUUUUUUAUUAAAUAACGAAUAAAUAUUUUAAAAAUGCAUCAUGAAAUCAA